This is a messenger RNA of Exserohilum turcica Et28A, 1723 nucleotides long. RefSeq lists its product as uncharacterized. The transcript has a single exon. The record is from RefSeq and is a predicted model, not a curated record. Bases 40 to 1623 code for a protein of 527 amino acids. Gene Ontology annotation, biological process: proteolysis. Lineage: Eukaryota; Fungi; Ascomycota; Dothideomycetes; Pleosporales; Pleosporaceae. Gene Ontology annotation, molecular function: aminopeptidase activity; metalloexopeptidase activity.
CUUUCAUUCUUUGCUCAUCCUUCACUGCCAGCAUCCAAGAUGAGGUUCGUUCCUUUCGUUGCGCUCGCUGCGCCUGUCCUUGGCCAGUAUAAUGCCAUGCCGAAGCCCCCGGGCAAGCCUGAGACGCCGCCAAAGCCCGCGAAACCAUUGGGCCCAGGGAAACCGGACGGCAAGCCCAAGAAGCUCGUGACGCCCAAUGACUUGAUCAAGGACAUCAAGCUUGAGGAUCUGCUCGCGGGCUCCCAACAGCUGCAAACCUUUGCCGACGAGGCUGGCGGCAACCGUGCUUUUGGUGGCACCGGUCACAACGCGACAACCGAGUGGUUGUACCAAACAUUGCUGGCGACUGGCUACUAUGACGUGUACAAGCAACCAUUCGUUGAGCUGUUCACCGCCGCCACCACAAAGUUCACUGCCGCUGGUGAAGAGAUACCCGUCUCCUACAUGACCUUUGGCCCGUCUGCCGAUGUCACUGCCAGCAUUGCCAAGGUCAACAACCUGGGAUGUGCCAUUGGCGAUUACCCUGCCGCCAUUUCUGGCAAAUUGGCACUCAUCUCCCGAGGCACUUGUACCUUUGCGGAGAAGGCUACCAAUGCAAAGACUGCCGGUGCCGUUGGUGCACUAAUCUACAACAACGAGCCCGAGCAGGCCCUCUCAGGUACGCUCGGAGGCGAGGGCAACUAUGCCCCUGCUGUGGGCAUGACCAAGGAGGCUGGAGAGGCUCUCGUCGCCAAGCUUGGCAACGGCACUACAAUCGAGGCCACUCUCUUCGUCGACGCCAUUCGCGAGAACCGUACCAACUACAAUGUCAUUGCCGAGACCAAGGAGGGUGACCACAACAAUGUUCUUAUGCUUGGUGGCCACACUGACUCUGUCUUUGCCGGUCCUGGUAUCAACGACGAUGGAUCGGGUACCAUUGGUACUCUGGUGGCUGGUCUCGCACUUACAAAGUACAAGAUCAAGAACGCUGUUCGCCUUGGUUUCUGGGGUGCCGAGGAGUUCGGCAAGCUGGGAUCUUUCUACUACAUGAAGACCAUCAACGGCAGUCUUGGUGGCAGCACCCAGGAGGCCAACAAGAUCCGCGCCUACCUCAACUUCGACAUGAUUGCCUCACCAAACUAUGUCCUCGGUAUCUACGACGGUGAUGGCAGCGCAUUCAACUUCUCUGGUGCAGCUGGUUCCGACAAGAUCGAGAAGGAUUUCGAGGAGUUCUACGAGGCACGCGGCCUUGCCCACGUCCCCUCUCUCUUCACUCUCCGCUCCGACUAUGCCGCAUUCCUCGAGAACGGCAUCCCCUCUGGAGGACUCUUCACCGGUGCCGAAGUUCUCAAGACCGCGGAGGAGGCCCAACUCUUCGGCGGUGAGGCUGGCAAGCCCCUCGACGGAUGCUACCACCAGAAGUGCGAUGACAUCAACAACCUUGCUCAUGAUGCUUACCUCCUCAACACGCAGAGCAUCGCCAACUCUGUUGCCAAGUACGCCGUCUCUUUUGAGGGCAUCCCACGAGCCAACGCCACACUCCGCAAGCGUGGUGCAGAGUCGGCCAGACUGAUGGCCAGGUUUGACCAUGGCGGCCACGAGCACCUUGGACAGCCUUGCGGUUCUGGAAAGCACAUUAUGUAAAUAUGACAUGUUAAUGACCAAGGAGAAGGAGAAUGACGAGAUGAUACCAUGAGGCCAUAUUGUGUACAUAGAGAAUGAUAUAUAUCUGUAUUUCAGUCGC